AUGAAAACACCUGACCACCUAGAAGACAAAAACAGCUGCAUUGUUUCAGACACAGUGCACGUCCCCUGCAAACAGGCACCACUGAGGACAGAGGAGAAAAUGAAAUAUUCAGGGUCCAUAGUCCCGCUUCCCACACACCCUGUGCCAACAGGAGGCCGUGGUGCUCUCCCAGAGAAACCUGCACAACAGGCCUGGACAUCAGCACUCGCUCUGGGCAGAGCUGCUUGCUGCAUCCCGCUGAACUCCACACGUGGAGAAGUCCCCGUUCUAGAUCUGCGGGGGCCUGCUCAGCUGCAGGGCUGCACACAAAACAACACUUCCAUAUUAUACCCCGAAUUAAACUUGCAAGAAGGUAAAGACCAAUCAAGAACGAGUCCUGUAGGAAAACAAACGCUGGGAUUGGCUGAGACGCGGCCUCGGUUUCAAGGCACCCCGAGCUCAGUCGGAGGAGGGGGGCGUCUCGUGAAUGGAAUGGGCGCCUGGAAACCGGUGGAAUCUGCACGGAGUGAGCAGAGCGAGCCUCUGGACUUCCAACCGCCCAGCAUGUGA
This is a messenger RNA of Menidia menidia (Atlantic silverside), 549 nucleotides long. NCBI's taxonomy places the organism in Eukaryota, Metazoa, Chordata, Actinopteri, Atheriniformes, Atherinopsidae. The record is from the annotation of a GenBank genome assembly.